GGCGCAUGCGCAACGCGUGCUGUCAGAGCCGCAGCUAAUCCGCGCAAGCGCAGUGUGGUUUCGCUCCCUCCCUUCUCUCUCCCCGCCAAGCAGCACUUCUUGUAGCCUUUGUCUGUCCACUUUAACGGCAAAAUGUACGCUUGUGUCAAGCUGAUGUCCAACCCAUCCCUGAUGAAGAAUGGAGUAUGCUUGCUCAGCCGACCCCUGUCUACCGCACUACUGAAUCCAUCUGUACUCAAGACAGAUCAGCAGAUGGCACUUGUUCCAGCUCGAGGGAUCCAGAGCAGCGCCGUGUGCCGGGAUAUAGAUACUGCAGCAAAGUUUAUUGGCGCUGGAGCUGCCACUGUAGGAGUAGCUGGCUCUGGUGCUGGUAUUGGAACAGUUUUCGGGAGCCUCAUUAUUGGAUAUGCCAGGAACCCAUCCCUUAAGCAGCAGCUGUUCUCCUAUGCCAUCCUGGGCUUUGCCCUAUCUGAGGCUAUGGGACUGUUCUGCCUCAUGGUUGCAUUCCUUAUCCUGUUUGCCAUGUGAUUAAUCUGACCUGUCCUGCAAAUGCGUCCUGUGUGUCUGUCCGGGGAGGGUAGAGCCCUUUGCACCAGAUCUGCCAGUGGAUUCUGGGAAUAAAAUAUAAUUUGAAAAAUAA
This is a messenger RNA of Pseudophryne corroboree (corroboree frog), 640 nucleotides long. It is a transcript of the gene ATP5MC2, whose product is annotated as ATP synthase membrane subunit c locus 2. Gene Ontology annotation, biological process: proton transmembrane transport; proton motive force-driven ATP synthesis. The transcript is spliced from 5 exons. Gene Ontology annotation, molecular function: proton transmembrane transporter activity. Bases 133 to 528 code for a protein of 131 amino acids. The record is from RefSeq and is a predicted model, not a curated record. NCBI's taxonomy places the organism in Eukaryota, Metazoa, Chordata, Amphibia, Anura, Myobatrachidae.